This is a messenger RNA of Cotesia congregata, 2253 nucleotides long. The record is from the annotation of a GenBank genome assembly. NCBI's taxonomy places the organism in Eukaryota, Metazoa, Arthropoda, Insecta, Hymenoptera, Braconidae.
AUGAAAACUUUUGGAGUUUCAUUUAUAAUCUUUUUUGUUACUAAAUGUGGACCGGUGAGUGUCGUCGUACCAGUAGCUGGAAGAAGAAAUACAUUUAUUGCGGGUUGCGGUCAAGAAUUAGUGCAAGUUUAUUGGAAUCCACUUACCACCAAUAGAAACCCUCGAAUUGAAGUUCUUUCAAGAGUUGAUAUCGGUGUUCCAGAUACAAGAUUUAAUGAUGGAAAAGUCGACCCAAGAGGCAGAUUUUGGGCCGGAACAAUGCUCAUUGGCAGCAGACAGGCCCACCCACCGGAUCAAGCUUCAGUGUACAGAUUCGCAUACAAUGGUACUCCAACGACAAUGAUAACUCCAGUCAGCCUUAGCAAUGGUCUUGUUUGGAGUCAUUCCAACAAUUCAUUUUACUAUAUUGACAGUCUUGCAUACAACAUCGUUGUAUAUGACUUCAAUGACACCACUGUUGAAAUGCCGGUGACUGAGGUAUCCAGUGUUGCUUUUGGUGGCCGUAAUAAAGACAUUUUGUAUGUUACUUCAGCCAGAGACCAACUGAACCAGUCUCAAUUGAGAGAACAACCACUUGCCGGUUCUGUUUUUGCUAUUUAUGGUCUUGGUGUUUCUGGCUCUCCUAUGCUCGCUAUACUCACACAAAAAUUAGCAAUGAAUAUCUUUACAUUUUUUAUGAAUUAUCAAUUUUUGAUGGCGAUGUCCUCAGUUACACAACGAACUCCGGAAGAAAUAAAAUUUGAGCGAAUCGAAGGGCCGUACAUGUGCGCUGAAGGACCACAUUGGGAUUAUGAAAAUAAUCGGCUUUAUUACCUAGAAUGUGGAUCAGUUGGGUUCGCGAUACCCGUCGCCAAUAAGAAGAAUACCUUCAUAACAGCAUGCGGAACAAAUUUAAUCCAGGUGUCUUGGGACCCAGCCACUGAUGACUUGGAUCCUAAAGUAAAAUUUAUCAGCCAAGUUGAUGUUGGUGUCAGUGAUACCAGGUUCAAUGAUGCAAAAGUUGACCCGGCAGGAAGACUGUGGGCCGGAACUAUGGGUGAAAAAGACGGGCUUCCAGUCUCCGGCAAAGGCUCCUUGUACAGAUUUGACUACGAUGGUACUCCGAAAAAAAUGAUAAGCCCAGUUGACAUCAGCAACGGACUCGUUUGGAGUCUCAAUAAAGACGCAUUUUAUUACAUCGACAGUUUUGCAUACGUUAUUGAUGUCUACGACUACGAUGACGCUACUGGAGAUAUCUCGAACAGACGUACCUUAUUUGAUCUCAAAGCAAACAACAUAACAGGCAUCGCUGAUGGGAUGACCAUUGACAAAACGGGAAACCUUUGGAUUGCUAAUCAUAGCGGUGGAACUGUAUUUCAAAUCGACUCGAAGACUGGUAAAUUGUUGCGGACUAUCAAGAUGCCGAUGAGAGAUGCGACUAGUGUAGCUUUUGGAGGCCCGAAUAAAGAUGUUCUUUAUGUGACGUCUUCCAAAGAUAAAAUGCCUGAAGAUCUUCUGAAACAGCAGCCCUUAGCCGGGUCAGUUGUCGCCGUUUACGGGCUUGGAUGUAAAACAUCAAUAAUCAUACUCCAUUGGGAUCCAAGUACCAACAACUUAAAUCCUGAGUAUCGUGUCAUAUCGCAGGUUGAUCAAGAUAUCAGCGACACAAGAUUCAACGACGCAAAAGUCGACCCAAGAGGCCGACUUUGGGCCGGAACUAUGGGUGAAAAAAAUGGAGUUCCUCUUACAGGCAAAGGUUCGAUGUACAAAGUCGACCUCGACGGCACCGUAGCAAAAAUGAUUGACCAUGUCGAUAUCAGUAAUGGUCUUAUUUGGAACCAUUUCAACGAUUCGUUUUACUUCAUCGACAGUUUUGCGUAUAAAAUAGAUGAAUAUAGUUAUGAUGUCAACUCUGGAAACAUAUCUAACAAGCGCACGAUCUUCGACUUGAAGAAAAAUAAUUUAAUGGGAAUCCCAGAUGGUAUGACCAUCGACAAAGUGGGAAAUCUUUGGGUGGCUAACCAUGGUGGAGGAUUGGUUCUUAAAAUUGACCCUAAAACUGGGAGAUUACUUCAAUCAAUAAAAAUGCCGGUAACUCUUGUAACCAGCGUUGCUUUUGGUGGUCCAAAUAAAGAUAUCCUCUACGUAACCAGUGCCAAGGAUAAAUUGAACGCUACUCAAUUAGAAAAUGAACCUUUGGCAGGAAGCGUUUUUGCUCUUCAUGAUCUCUGUAUUUCAGGAUCUCCAAUGCGUUCCUAUGUAAUGAAUUUAUAG